Messenger RNA from Microthlaspi erraticum, 546 nucleotides. The record is from the annotation of a GenBank genome assembly. NCBI's taxonomy places the organism in Eukaryota, Viridiplantae, Streptophyta, Magnoliopsida, Brassicales, Brassicaceae.
AUGAAAUGGUAUAUACAAGGGUUGGUGUUUGGAUACCUCAGUGCCCCCCAAAGAACUGGGAGGCAAGGUCGUGGUCUGGAGAUGGUAGACGGCCAUCAGGAGCACUCCACUCGACUGGGGUCGCUCACUCGAUCGAGCUUGCGGCUCCUCUUCUCCUCUUCUUCAUUGAAGUGUGUGGCUCCCUUGGCCUUGGUGGAGCUGGUAGCUCGUACUGUCCAUAGGGGUUCCAUCUACUCCGGGGAGCUCCUGGUAAGGCGUUGGAUCGUAUUCAAAUCCCGGAUCCUCGAACUGGGGCUCCUCCAGGUCAACUCGACCGUCAGCUCGAUCGAGUUGAGUUUCCUCUGUUUGGACUCGAUCGAGUCCGGUGGUCGAGCUGGAGCGUCUGGCCUUGGAAGUCUUCCUCCUUCUCUGCGAGUUGUCUUCUCCUUCCCUUGGCUCGAAAGAAGAGGCUCUGUGAGGCUCUUGGGCAGGAGCCUCCUUGGAGUGGUGAGGAGUGAUCUACUCCUAAGGAAUGUGGGGGCUUGGAGCCUUCUUCUUCUUGCUUGA